GCGACGAGACCCGAAGGGGAAAAAAACACCAAUGGCUCAUGCAAGGCGAGUUUAAUCCGACAACAGUUCUGACAGCUGGGGCGUUCAGGCCUAUUCUCAGUUUCCAUUGAUAAUGGACCACAACACUCAGACCAUGAAGACCCCUAGACACCUACCAAGCGAUCAAGCGUCUGAAACCCAGAGGCUGACCCCACCUAAAAAACCAGGUUGCAGCUGCCUGGUGGUUCUUGCUGCUGUGUCCGCCUCCCUGAGCGGCCUAAUGCUCGGUUAUGAAAUGGGCCUGACCUCAGGGGUCCUCCUUCAGCUGCGGAGCAUCCUCUCUCUGUCGUGCAGAGAACAAGAACUUUUGGUGAGCUCCCAGCUGCUCGGAGCUCUACUCGUCUGCCUGGCGGGGGGCACUAUUCUGGAUCACUACGGCCGCCGCUGCUCCUUGCUCCUGAGCGCUGCCCUGGUGGUUGGAGGAACUGUUGUGCUUGUUGCUGUGACUUCACUGGUAGCUCUCAUCCUGGGCCGUGUGAUAGUCGGAAUGGGGACGUCUUUAUCAGGGACCGCAGCGUGCCUGUACAUUGCAGAGAUCUCGCCGAGGGAGAGGAGGGGGCUGCUGGUCACCCUGUAUGAACUGAUGCUGGUUGUAGGGGUGAUGCUGGGCUUUGGCUGUAGUUAUGUCUUCGCUACUACGCCCCAUGGAUGGGCAUAUACAUUUGGACUCGUAAUUCCACCUGCACUCAUCCAGAUGGGUGCACUUCUCUUCCUCCCACCUAGUCCCCGCUUUCUAGUUGCUCAGGGAAAAGUGGAACAGGCGAGGGUAGUGCUGGUCAGGAUGAGAGGUAGAUUUAAGGAGAGUGUAGCAGAGGAACUCAGGGAAAUCCAGGUUGGGCUGAAGGAAGAAUCUGAGCACAGUUUCUGGGAGCUUUUUAGUUCUAAAGCUAACCUGCGCUUACGGCUGCUGACGGGAAUUGCCUUAGUUUUCCUGCAGCAGGCCACCGGGCAACCUAACAUCUUGUCCUACGCCUCACCUCUUCUUCGCAGCAUGGGUUUUGACAGCGAUGCUGCUGCUACCUUGGCAUCCACAGGUUUUGGAGUCGUCAAGGUAGUCGGUACGAUCCCUGCUGUGCUGCUAGUUGACCGCCUGGGAACCAAGAGCUUUCUGUGUGUGGGAGCUGUUGGAAUGGGAAUAUCACUGGCUGCACUCGGUACCCUGACAAUGCAAAGCCGCACCCACCUAACGAGCCUUUGUAAAAGCCAGACUUUAUUAAAUCACACCAAUUCACCGUGGGAUUUAAACAGAACCUCAGUAGAUCUGGACAUCAGUGAGAUUUUUUCAACUCAACUACCAAGCCAAUGGGAUUCUGAGGAGGAACAGUGGACUGAUGCUGAGAAUGACAGGUUCUGGGACUCGGAUAGAGCGACGACACAUGUAGAACUGUCUUCCUCUCUAAAGUGGGUGUCAUUGAUAAGCCUGCUGGUCUACGUUGCAGCCUUCUCAGUUAGCCUGGGACCUAUGGUGUAUGUGGUCCUCAGUGAAAUCUUUCCCAUGGGAGUCAGAGGCAGGGCCGUGUCGGUCGUGUCGGCAGUGAACUGGGCCACAAACCUGCUCAUUUCCAUGACAUUCCUCACCAUCACAGAAAAGAUUGGCGUUCCAAACGUAAUGUUUCUAUACUCCGCCAUGAGUUUUGUUCUAUUGGUUUUUGUCAUCCUCUGUGUCCCUGAGACCAAGGGCCGGACACUGGAAGAGAUAUCAAAAGAGCUGGCGAAGAAGAAGAGCUUUGAGGUGCAGCUUUUCAGGCAGGCACAGCCCCAGGAGAGCCUGAUCAACAGGACCCCAUCGACAGAGGGCCCCAGAAGCAUCUAAAUACCAUUUGCAGCCAUCAAAAUCUGCAGCAGAUGUAACAAAAUUUGAGAAACAACUGUUCAUCCGUAAAGUGUUAGCUGGUCCAGAUAUUAAAGCUCAAUCAUUAGGCUGUUGGAAUAACAGGAAUAGGAAGAAGCUGAAAAGUG
Cyprinodon tularosa is the source of this 1998-nucleotide messenger RNA. It is a transcript of the gene slc2a12, whose product is annotated as solute carrier family 2 member 12. Gene Ontology annotation, biological process: transmembrane transport. Lineage: Eukaryota; Metazoa; Chordata; Actinopteri; Cyprinodontiformes; Cyprinodontidae. The transcript has 6 exons. The record is from RefSeq and is a predicted model, not a curated record. The coding region runs from base 113 to 1852 and encodes 579 amino acids. Gene Ontology annotation, molecular function: transmembrane transporter activity. Gene Ontology annotation, cellular component: membrane.